UCCUGCCUGUAUGUUUCAAUUAGUAGAACUUCAAUUGACAUGAGGUCAUCGAAACAUGUCGAUGGCCCUACCCAUACGUCAAGUGCUGUGUAUUUGGGAAAGCUUCCCAUCAUGGUGAAAUCCAAGUGCAGCUUUCUCCAGUCUCCAACUCUCCUGUCAGAUAUCCCAAAGAUUUGCCCUUGUCAGGGAAGGGGUUGUAACUGUGACGUAGAGGGUUGUGAAUGUGAGGAAGGGCGUUGCCGGUCUCAGGAAGCAGGUGCUGGUGCAUCGACCUCUGGACGAUAUGGACCACAAUCACGGCAGUGCUUUGAGUGUCCUUAUGAUGAAGGUGGGUACUUCGUCAUUCGUGGAACAGAGAGAGUAAUUAUUGCCCAGGAGGACAAAGCGACGAACAAAAUUUUUAUUCGCAAGAUGAUGCCUUCCUCCAAGCAAGCUGCAUAUGUUGCGGAGGUGUGGUCGAACCGGGAGUUCAAACAUCGACCAGGAACCAGAUCACUUCUUGAUCUGCAUGGUAGCAGCGGUAUUUACUUGCAAAUGGCAUUCACACCAAAGUUAGAGUUCCGCAAGGCGGGCCUGCAAGAGAAGGGAGGAAUGAAGGGCGUCCCACCAUGGGCUAUCACUGUCAGCUUUCCUGGGAUUAAGCAUCCAAUCCUGCUGUCCAUCUUGUUCAGAGCACUGGGCAAUUUGCCAACGAAGCAGAUGAAGGAGAGAGUCUGCUACGACCCGGAAGAUAUCGCCAUGCAUGAAUUGCUUGAACCCACUCUCGUAGAAGAGAUGAAGGCUUAUGAGGAGGAGGAUAAAUUUAUGCAAAAACGAAAGGCAAAAUCGCACAAUGCGGACCAGAACGAGUUCGAGGAGUACGCACUGCAUUAUAUUGGAACAAGAGGAAUCAAACAAGGCGGCACAAGGGAAGAGAGGAUCAGGUUUGCAAGGGAUAUCAUAUACGAGAGAGUCUUCCCACAUGUGGAGGGUGAUAGAACCUACUAUCUCGGGUACAUGGCCUACCGGCUGCUUCUCUGUGCUCUUGGCCGAAGGAGAGAGGACGAUAGGGAUGAUUAUGGGAACAAGCGCCUGCAAUUUUCAGGGCCAUUGCUCGAACGUGUUUUCCGAAAUGCCUUCAAGAAAUUGGUUGGUACGACGAGGAAGAUCUUGAUGAAGCAUGUUGAUGAUGAGGGAGGUCCAAUGAUUGGUGAUGGACUCCGGCCCACUGUUUUCACAAUGGAUUUGGAAAGGCCUGUGUCUACGGGUAAUUGGCCCAAUGCAUCGAAUGUGAAGCCUCAAACUGGGGUCAGUCAGGCUUUACAACGGCUAAGUUUUGCUUCUGCACUUUCAUAUCUCCGAAGAGUAAAUUGUGCUUUUACUCGGGAAGGGCGAGGUAUCAAACCUAGGCAGCUCCAUCAUUCACACUGGGGCAUCAUCUGCCCUGCAGAAACGCCGGAAGGAGAGCCCUGUGGACUCGUCAAGAACAUGUCACUGAUGGCAUGUGUCUCUGUGGGCGUUAGUGUUUCCGAAAUACAGAGUGCAAUUGAUGGCAUGCUUGACCUGGAGGAACUCAAG
This is a messenger RNA of Chara braunii, 1557 nucleotides long. NCBI's taxonomy places the organism in Eukaryota, Viridiplantae, Streptophyta, Charophyceae, Charales, Characeae. The record is from the annotation of a GenBank genome assembly.